Molecule: messenger RNA, 862 nt
Organism: Psylliodes chrysocephalus
Lineage: Eukaryota; Metazoa; Arthropoda; Insecta; Coleoptera; Chrysomelidae
Source: the annotation of a GenBank genome assembly
UUUACGUUUCCGUUGAUCUCCAAAAAGUGAUCAUGCUUCCACUGAUAGAUGGCUUCAAAAGAGUUAUCUUCAGUAAAAGGCUCAUUGCCUAUAAUGAAAGUUUUGUUGCUCUUGGCAGUACAAAGAAAUUACCACCUUUUGCAGUCCUGUGGAAUGAAUCGAUUUCCAGACGUAAUAAGGAGGACAUAAUUAGCGCUUUUUUGCUUUUAUGCUAAGCUAAAUAGAUGUCAAUUGCUUCGUGUUUUGGUUGGAUAAUUGUUCGAGCCAGAACAAGAACUGGUGCUUCCUGACGUUUUUGGUUAGAAUGAUAAAUUCUGCAGAGAUAUCAGCCAGUGAAAUUGUGGUGAACUACUUUGAGCCCGGUCAUAGUUUCAUGGCCGCUGAUAGCUCUUACCACCAAAUAGAAUUCUCAUUAAGAAGACAAGGAAGAAUAUAUGACUUUGAUGAUUUUGUCAAAGCGGUUAGUAAAUGCAGAAUAAAAAACAAAUUUCAAGUUAAAAUUAUGAAUUUUAUUGAUUUUUAUCUAUGGAAAGAUUUAAUAUCUCACCAAAAAGUAAAACGCGACAGCAACCGACCUCUUCUGGCAAAUAUAAAACAGCUAAAAGCAAGCCGUGGAUCAUUUUUCCUGAAAUACAAAAACUCGUUUGAUUCAAACGAAGAAUUCAAGACAUUAGAUUUCUUGUGUAAAAAAGCAAUGAAAAAAUCUGGCUUAUUCAUCCCAAUAGCCUGUCUUUCUGAACCACGAGGCUUUCCCAAAAGUAAGAAAGAGAACCUAGUUAAGUUGUUAAAUGGUAUCAUUCCAGCAAGCAGGCAAAUAUUUUGGGAAAAUCUACCCGAAUGCGAAGAUCAAUGAAUAUUAUUU